Cuscuta campestris is the source of this 2326-nucleotide messenger RNA. The record is from the annotation of a GenBank genome assembly. Lineage: Eukaryota; Viridiplantae; Streptophyta; Magnoliopsida; Solanales; Convolvulaceae.
AGGCUCACAUGCUCCUGUCCCACUGACGGUCCAACCCCAGACCCGUCCCACCAGUCACGGACGACAGCCCGACACCCUCCCUAUGGACACGCCACAGACGGUCCAACCCCAGAACCCACGCGCUUCCUGCCUUCCUCCUCUCUCCACCGUCUCCCGCCGCCCUUCCGCCACGAGCCGUAUCCAACUCAGCGGGUAAGUAAACAAUUUUUGCACGCAACAAUACCGAAAUAACGAUAUUCCACGAUGCCGGAAGGCGAGCGGCCGAGGCAGAGUAGAGCUUCGACGAGCAGAGAAACGCGCGUGUCGUUGAAGUUACUGUUCCGAGUCGCCUCGAUCGCCGGCGGGAUACAAUUCGGGUGGGCUUUACAGCUGUCUCUGCUCACGCCAUACGUGCAGGAGCUCGGAAUCCCUCACGCUUGGGCCAGCAUCAUCUGGCUUUGCGGCCCGCUUUCCGGCCUGUUCGUUCAGCCGCUGGUCGGACUCGUCAGCGACCGAUGCACGAGCCGGUUCGGCCGCCGCCGCCCGUUCAUCCUCGGCGGCGCAAUCUCCAUCAUGAUCUCCGUUCUCAUAAUCGGUUUCUCCGCCGAUAUAGGCUGGCUCUUCGGCGAUCGCGGCAAGGUUAAGGUACGCGCCAUCGCCGCCUUCGUGGUAGGGUUUUGGAUUCUCGAUGUUGCCAAUAACGUGACUCAAGGCCCUUGCAGAGCGCUCCUCGCCGAUCUUACCAAGAAGGAUCAUCGAAGGACUCGCGUAGCAAAUGCAUACUUCUCAUUGUUUAUGGCUGCUGGCAACAUACUUGGUUAUGCAACUGGAUCUUUCAGUGGCUGGUAUAAGAUAUUUCCUUUCACCCUAAGUGAUGCUUGCGCCGUCAACUGUGCAAACCUUAAGACUGCUUUCCUUCUUGACAUCAUUUUCAUUGCAAUUGCAACAUUUAUAAGCUUAUCAGCAGUCAAAGAGCAGCCUCUGGAUUCCCAUUGUGGUUCUGUUCAAACCGGUGAAGAUAGUGAACAAAUCACCCAUGGCCAGGAAGAAGCUUUUCUCUGGGAACUUUUUGGGACAUUUAAAUACUUUCCUGCUACUGUGUGGGUUAUUCUGCUUGUCACUACUCUGACUUGGAUUGCCUGGUUCCCAUUUACCCUAUUUGAUACUGAUUGGGUGGGUCGUGAAAUAUAUGGGGGUGAGCCAAAUGGAACAAAUUAUAGUAAUGGAGUUAGAAUGGGGACACUGGGUCUAAUGCUGAAUUCUGUGGUGCUGGGAAUAACUUCAGUGUUUAUGGAAAAGCUUUGUGGAAAAUGGGGUGCUGGUUUUGCAUGGGGAGUAUCUAACAUUGUCUUGUCCCUGUGCUUCAUAGCAAUGCUUGUAAUCACUGCCAUCAGAAACCACAUGGAUAUUGGCAGUAAUGAUCAUCCUCCAAAUGGCAUUGUUAUUGCUGUGAUGAUAGUAUUCACUAUUCUUGGUGUGCCUCUAUCUAUAACUUACAGUGUUCCAUAUGCAUUGAUAUCUUCACACAUUGAGAACUUGGGUCUUGGCCAAGGACUAUCAAUGGGGGUACUAAAUCUGGCAAUUGUUGUACCUCAGAUAUUGGUUUCCGUUGGUAGUGGACCCUGGGAUGAGCUAUUUGGUGGAGGCAAUUCACCUGCCUUUUUUGUGGCAGCACUCUCUGCAUUUGCCGCUGGACUGGUGGCCAUCUUGGCUAUUCCCCGAACCAGAGUCCACAAGCAGAGGAGUCUUCCUUGAGGUGCUAGUGAAAUUAAAAGGCAAACAUACUCAGUUUCAAAAGGUCUUUACACUUAAGUGUGGCUGCAUAAUCUUCACCCAAGUCAUUAGGGUGCUGGGCUGGCUUAUGCGAGUGGAGUCGUAUCCCGUUGCUCAAUCAAAGAGCUGAAAGGAUCACGCGUUUAUGGUUGAGGUAUUUUUGUCAUAUAUUCAUUUUGUUUCACUAUCCCACUCAAGAACAUACAAGCAAAGGCUUUUGUAAAUAAGGUGUCACCUCAUUUGCUAUACCUAGAUGAGCUUCGUAUGAAACAUAUGCUUCAUGCAUGGCUCUCUCUCAUUCGUUUAGCUAGGUUCCUCUGUCAUUUCCUUUUGCUGGCAAUGCACUUUAAAUACUAGAGCUUCUAUACACACACCCAAACUACAAACAUUCACAGUAGCAAUUGUCUCAAUAUUUCAAUGUAAUGAUGGUUGGUCAUUGUAAUAUUUCAAGUCCCGAAAAACUACGGUGAGCAUGUUUGUCUGCAUUUUUCCCUACUUCACCCAUAGAUUUUCUUUGCCUUAUACCUCUAGCAAAGUAGCCAACCCGGUCACAUAAUCAAUCAAAAUUGCAUGG